AUGGCAAGAAAUUUGGUGUUCAUACUGGCUUUGACAAGCCUAUGCAUUGGCUUAGCGGCUGCAGAUUGGAAUAUUUUGAACAAAAAAUUGAAAAAUGGGGCUGCCUCUAGAUUGAAGAAUUACUGUGAGAGUUGGAGGAUCAAUGUAGAGCUAAACAAUAUCAAGGAGUUUGAGGUGGUGCCACAAGAAUGUGUAGAUUACAUCAAACAUUACAUGACAUCGUCUCAGUACAGAGCAGAUUCCGAGAGAGCCAUCGAGGAAGUCAGGCUUUACCUGAGCAGUUGCUGUACUUUGGAAGGUGAUGGUAAAGAUGCUUGGAUUUUUGAUGUUGAUGACACUCUUUUGUCCACCAUUCCUUACUUCAAGAAACAUGGUUUUGGGGGAGAGAAGCUUAAUGCAACCUUAUUGGAAUCAUGGAUGGAACAAAGCAAAGCACCAGCUCUAGCCCAUACGCUCAAGCUCUUCCAUGAGAUCAGAGACAAAGGGGUCAAAAUCUUUCUUAUUUCCUCCAGAAUUGAGACCCUUAGAUCAGCCACUGUCGAUAAUCUUAUCAAUGUUGGAUAUCAUGGAUGGUCUAGUCUCAUUUUAAGGGGUCUUGAAGAUGAUUUCAUGAAAGUGCAACAAUACAAAUCCGAGGCAAGGAAAAGAUUGACGAAAGAAGGUUACCGCAUCUGGGGAAUCAUAGGAGAUCAGUGGAGCAGCGUGGAGGGACUUCCUGCUGCAAAAAGAACAUUCAAGUUGCCAAAUUCCAUUUACUACCUUUCCUAA
This is a messenger RNA of Dovyalis caffra, 768 nucleotides long. NCBI's taxonomy places the organism in Eukaryota, Viridiplantae, Streptophyta, Magnoliopsida, Malpighiales, Salicaceae. The record is from the annotation of a GenBank genome assembly.